AAUAUUACAAGUUCAAGUUGCGAGAAGGUUACAUAUGAUAGAGAGAGUUUGAAAAAAGGCAAUCAUAUUGUUCAAUCUAAAACAAAAUAACGGAGUUUAAAUAAAAUGAUGGAUAUAGACAAAUUUUCAUAUAUUUUUGGCAGUUUUGCCAGAAGAAGUCAAAGUCAGGAAGCUACUGCAGCCAAAAGACGUUCUAUCGAACCGACCAGGAUCAAGCUAACGUCUAGUCACUCCAAAAAACAAAUGAUAACAUUUUCAAAGACUAAGGGAGGUUUAGGAAUAACGGCAGAAGAAGCCAAAAAUAGAUGUCCAAUGUGUAAACAACAAUUUGAAGAUCCAAGAGUGCUUCCUUGUCUGCAUACAUUUUGUUUAAAAUGUUUAGAACAAUUAGAGAAGACAGAUGUCGCUGUAUGGUGUGAUGAUGAUUCCGAAGCUCAGAAAACCGAUGAAACAGGAUCUAGAAAAGCCAGUUCAGCAGGUUCAGGAUAUGUUAGUGAUAGACCCGGCGAUUUCAGUCCCGGCAAAGGAUUUUAUUGUCCCUCUUGUGGAACGGGUAUCGAUAUACCGAAAGCAGGAGUUUCUUGUUUCUUACCAAACUAUACUUUGAUACAUAAGGCUACAUUAGCCAAUUUGAAUUUGGGAAUAACUGAUAACUUGUGUAAUAUUUGCGCUUCAGAUAAAUCGGCACUCUUCAGAUGUAUGAUAUGCAAACUAAAUAUGUGCGAUAUUUGUGAAGAAGUUCAUCACAGGCAGAAAUCUUCAGCUAAUCAUGAGAUAUUAAUGCUCGAGGAUGCUAAGCAAAAGGAAAUAUCGACGAUGAAAAGACCUAUUAUGUGUACACGGCACCAAGAAAAUGAAAUGACCAUAUUUUGUACAUCUUGUUACCAGGUUAUUUGUAGAGACUGUGUAAACGAUUACCACCUCGAUCACAUCUGUGAGCCAGUAUCGAGAGCCGUCAAAACACAUUUUACCAAGUUGCGUCUACUGUCUGAUAAAGCGAAAAAUGUCGUUGAAGAAUCGGCGGUAGCUGCCAGUAAACUUAAUGCUGCUUCCAAAAAUAUCGAAGCAAAGGUCACUGAAGUACAGGAAGAUGUUGAAAAAUUCAUUGACGAAUAUAUUCAAUCGGUGGAAAAGCAUAAAGUGGGACUUUUGGAACAAAUACGGCAGGUUAGGGAAGAAAAACUUCAAAACAUAGCAAAAGAAAAGAACACCUUACAGAAAAAGCUACGUGAUGCAAGAGACGUUUCAUACUUUUUAUCCGACCUCUUAACAGAAGGAUCCGAUGCAGAAAUACUGAGUUUUGUUCAUUUGGUCAUAAAUAAAGUGGAGAAAUGCGAAAAUUUUGAACCUACCACUGAACUAAAGUUAUCUGGUUCUCUUCAAUUCUUAAAAGAAGAAACUGUUAAGUGUCCCGAUAAUAUUUUUACAAUGUAUGGUGUCCUCACGACGCAAAGUGUUUCCCCAGAAAAUUGUGUGUUAAAUACAGCAGUGCUUCAAAAUCUACGAGUAGGAAAAAAAGUGGAGGUAUUGUUAGAAACUAGGGACAAUGACGAUCUGCCUAUCGAACGAGGUGGAGAGGGGGUGACAGCUGAAAUACGUCACAGAGAAGCAGGAAUAUCAAAAUCUAUAGUAGUAAAUGUUAAAGAUAAACGUAAUGGAACUUAUAUAAUUUCGUUUAUACCGGAUGUUCCUGGAAAACUUGUCUUGAACGUUUGCAUAAAUAAGCAACCUGUUAAGGGUAGCCCAUUUCCUGUAAACGUGCGAACAAUUAAGCAACAUGUAGGUAUUUAUCAUUGUUGCUCUUUCUGCUCUAGCAGAGGCAAUAAAGAGGCAACGUGUGGUUGUCCUGGAACAAUGCCAGGAGGCUAUAAAGGUUGCGGUCACGGUCAUGAAGGCCAUCCAGGUAGACGUCAUUGGUCCUGUUGUGGGAAUAUCCUGGAACACUCUGAAUGUACAAGAACCAAGCAGCAAAAUUGUGAACGCAAUUUUAAUACAAAUUAAUAUCAGAUUGUAACAGUUAAUAUAUAGAGUAUUUGUGUUGUAUAUUAAAACUUUUUUAAACUU
Molecule: messenger RNA, 2064 nt
Organism: Diabrotica balteata
Lineage: Eukaryota; Metazoa; Arthropoda; Insecta; Coleoptera; Chrysomelidae
Source: the annotation of a GenBank genome assembly